Molecule: messenger RNA, 581 nt
Organism: Magnolia sinica
Lineage: Eukaryota; Viridiplantae; Streptophyta; Magnoliopsida; Magnoliales; Magnoliaceae
Exons: 1
Coding region: 195-407 (70 amino acids)
Source: RefSeq, a predicted model, not a curated record
CCUUUGUCUUCCUCUUUCUUAAGUUUGGAAUCCUCCCACCAUCAAAACAACCCAAAACUCCAAUCUCCCAUCAACGCUACAAAACAAUUACAAACCUUAUGUUAUUCCAUAUAAGCCUUUGAUACAUAUAUACGGAGAGAGAGAGAGAGAGAGAGAGAGAGAGAGAGAGAGAGAGAGAGAGAGAGAGAGAGAUCAUGACCACUGAUUGGGGUCCCAUCAUCGUAGCCGUUGUUCUCUUCGUUCUCUUGUCACCAGGGCUCUUAGUACAGAUUCCGGCACGGACGAGGGCGGUCGAGUUCGGAAACAUGUGCACUAGUGGGAUUUCUAUUCUAGUUCACUCCAUCAUUUUCUGUGGUAUACUUACAAUCGUAGUCAUUGCCAUUGGCAUUCAUGUACGCACUGGUUGAUUUAAACACAAGGGACCUUCUUUUAAUUUGGGUCUUACCCAAGAGUUUCAUGCCGUAGCUUCUUAAGUUUUUUUUUUCCCUUUUCUUGUUGUAGAAUAAAUGAUUUCUUAAAUGGGCCUUUUGUUUGAUUUGUAAGAGUAUGUUUGGAUGUGCAAUUUAUUUUUACCGCAAUAA